Molecule: messenger RNA, 381 nt
Organism: Amaranthus tricolor (Joseph's coat)
Lineage: Eukaryota; Viridiplantae; Streptophyta; Magnoliopsida; Caryophyllales; Amaranthaceae
Exons: 3
Coding region: 1-381 (126 amino acids)
Source: RefSeq, a predicted model, not a curated record
AUGAAUAGAGUGAAAGGACAAGUAGUAUCAUCGAAGCCUGUUUCGUUUUCCAAAGCCGCUAGAAUCUUAUCUAAGUUUGUAUCUUCGGAUAAUGAAGCAUCGCCUGCUUUUGCUGCGUACUUGAAGCGUGCUAUGGGUUCUUUUAAUGAACUAGUGCAACUUCAUAAAGAUUGUAAAAAUUCGAGAAGUCAACACAAGGGCAAGCUUGAAAUUGAGGCUACCAACAAAGAUGGUAGAAAGAGAAAAUAUGAAAGUUUUUCAACUGGAAAAUUAUAUGCUUCACAGGAGAAACACAAAUCGAAGAAAAAGAAAACCCAAAUGCAAUUAAAUUUGGAAUGGGAUGAUCUAGCUGUUAUAGAUUAUUAUGUCCAAUCAUAUUAG